Triticum aestivum (bread wheat) is the source of this 1608-nucleotide messenger RNA. RefSeq lists its product as uncharacterized. NCBI's taxonomy places the organism in Eukaryota, Viridiplantae, Streptophyta, Magnoliopsida, Poales, Poaceae. The record is from RefSeq and is a predicted model, not a curated record. The coding region runs from base 1 to 1293 and encodes 430 amino acids. Gene Ontology annotation, molecular function: protein binding. The transcript has 2 exons.
AUGGCCAUGGACCAGCUGCCCGAGGACCUGCUCGCCGACGUCCUCCGCCGCCUCCCUCCGCACGUCCUCGCCGCGGCGCGGUGCGUGCACAGCUCCUGGCGCGCCGCCGUCGACGCCCGCCGCCUCAUGGACCCCCCACGCCGCUCGCCGGCAUCCUCAUCAACUUCCAAGGCCGCGAGUUCACGCACCUCUUCGCAUGCCCCCCCCCCCCCCCCCCCCCCCCCCCCCGCGCCGGCCUCGUCCGUGGCCACCGCCAAGUUCCUCCGGCGCCUUCCCGACUGGGGCUGUGACGUGCUCGUCAAGGACCACUGCAAUGGCCUCCUCCUCCUGCUGGGCGGCUACGUGGUGAGCCCGGCCGCGCGGCGGUGGGCCGUGCUGCCGCCGCGGCCGCGCCGCCGCGACACCAAGGAGCUCUUCUUCCGCCACUACGACUACAUCGCGUUCGAUCCCGCCGUGUCGCCGCACUACGAGGUGUUCGGCGUCCCGGAGGUUCCUUGGAGCCGGGGACCACGGGCGGCGGGGUGGGAGUGGCCGCCGUCGCCGAUGCUGCUGCACGUGUACUCCUCCAGGACUAACAGGUGGGAGGAGAGGUCCUUCCGGCGGCAGGGGGAGGCCUUCGGGACCAUCGCCGACGUGCCUUGGUCUCGCAUGAACCAAAGACGCGCCGUCUACUGGCAUGGACACCUCUACGUGCACCACCAUUUUGUCAUGAGAAUAUCUUUGUUAAGUGGCAAGUACCAGGUAAUCAAGCCACCCCAAGGUAUUAUUACCAAGGCCCAAGAAGUUCCACAACAACGACUCGGAAAAUCGGAGAAAGGUGUGUAUCUUGCAUCAAUCGCUUCUCAUCGCUGGCUUCAAGUAUGGAUCCUCGACGAGGCUCAUGCUCCUACCGAGUGGUUCUUAAAGUAUGAGACAGAUCUUGUCCUUGGCCGUAUGCAAGCAGAUCUGAGAUACAAUCCGGAUGCUCAGGGGUCUUGGAUCAUAGAAGACGUCAACGAUAAUCCCCCUCGUGAUAGAUCUCCAGAUUACAAAGAACAAGCUAAGCAGGAAAAUAAGGAUGUCCUUGGCACCAAAGAUUUUUACAUCCUUGGAUUUCACCCUCAUGAAGAAGUUCUCUUUCUGAGCGAGUCCUUGCAGAGAGGAAUGGCCUAUCAUUUGAGUAGCUCGAAGUUCCAAUACCUGGGAAACAUGCGCCCGACACGCUACCAUGGGUUUAGUGAAGGCUAUGAAUUCUUACGAAGUUCAUUUCCAUACACGCCAUGCUUGACCGCAGAGUUCCCUAUGGAUAAUUGAUUCAGGAGCUCAUCAUGUGUUCCCAAACAUCUCAUCAUGUGUUCCCACACAGUGGCUGCGAUGGAGGCUCCUCAAUAUGCCUGUAUAUUAUAUAAUGGGGCGUGUAAGGGAGAAAUUGCAUAAUGAAAAUGUUCUUCUGGAAUUUACUGGGUUUGUCUAAGAGAGAAAUUGCAUAACUAAAAUGGUUUUUAUUAUUUGAAUAUGUGAAGCAGACAACAGCAACGUUAUGAUCUCAGACCAAAUUACAGAUGCUUUUGGCAUUUUGGUCACCUCUUUUUUUUUAAAGGAUUUUGGUCACCUUUUAGCUCAGCAAGG